Molecule: messenger RNA, 2847 nt
Organism: Thalassophryne amazonica
Lineage: Eukaryota; Metazoa; Chordata; Actinopteri; Batrachoidiformes; Batrachoididae
Product: synaptic vesicle glycoprotein 2A-like
Exons: 12
Coding region: 1-2214 (737 amino acids)
Biological process (GO): transmembrane transport; chemical synaptic transmission
Cellular component (GO): membrane
Molecular function (GO): transmembrane transporter activity
Source: RefSeq, a predicted model, not a curated record
AUGGAAGAAGGUUACCAAAACCGGACUGCUUUCAUUAAAGGUGCCAAAGACCUUGCCAAAGAAGUCAAGCGACAAGCUUCCAAGAAGGCAAACCGUUCAAUGGAUCGAAUGUCUGAUGAGUACAGCAGGCGCUCCUACAGCCGUUUCGAAGAGGAUGACGACGACGACUACCCGAUGCAAGGAAGCCAGGACGGUGGUUACUACCGUGGAGACAGUGUGACGACCAACGAUGACGAAGGCGGCCACAGUGACUCUACAGAGGGCCACGAUGAAGAUGACGAGAUUUACGAGGGGGAGUACCAAGGGAUCCCCAAGGCUGAUUCAGGCAAGGGUAGCCUGGCCGGAGGGCCAGGCUCAGUGAAGGCCGGUGCUCAACAGCUCCGAGACAGUGGGACGACUGAAGCUGAGCGACGGAAGGACCAGGAAGAGCUGGCUCAACAGUAUGAGACCAUUUUGCAAGAGUGUGGUCACGGGAAGUUCCAGUGGACCCUCUACUUUGUGCUGGGGUUGGCUCUUAUGGCGGAUGGUGUGGAGAUCUUUGUGGUUGGGUUUGUUCUUCCCAGUGCCGAGAAGGACAUGUGCCUGUCUGAACCCAACAAAAGCAUGCUGGGUCUGAUUGUAUAUUUUGGGAUGAUGGUUGGAGCUUUCCUUUGGGGCGCUCUUGCGGACCGGAUAGGCCGUCGGCAGUCUCUUCUCAUUUCUCUGUCUAUCAACAGCAUUUUCUCCUUCUUCUCCUCCUUCGUCCAGGGUUACAGCACCUUUCUGUUCUGCCGACUCCUCUCAGGUGUUGGGAUCGGCGGCUCGAUUCCCAUCGUGUUUUCUUACUAUUCUGAAUUUCUGGCCCAAGAGAAGCGCGGCGAACACCUCAGCUGGCUCUGCAUGUUCUGGAUGAUUGGAGGAAUAUACGCAUCCGCUAUGGCCUGGGCUAUAAUCCCACAUUACGGAUGGAGCUUCCAGAUGGGCUCAGCAUACCAGUUCCAUAGCUGGCGUGUUUUUGUGUUGGUGUGCGCGUUUCCCUCAGUGGCUGCCAUUGCUUCUCUGAAUGCCAUGCCAGAGAGCCCGCGCUUUUACCUGGAGAAUGGAAAACAUGAUGAAGGCUGGAUGAUUCUAAAGCUUGUCCACGAUGUUAACAUGCGAGCUAAAGGAUACCCAGAGAGGGUAUUUACUGUCACCACAAUCAAGACAGUGAAGCAGAUGGAUGAGUUGGUGGACACUGGCACAGACACGCCGGUCUGGCAACGCUACAGACUGAAGAUUAUGAGUCUGACACAACAGAUACGGAAUAACCUUGUCGCCUGCUUCAGCCCAGAGUUUAAAAGGACAACCUUCAUGCUCAUGGCGGUUUGGUUUACCAUGUCGUUCAGCUACUACGGCCUGACGGUGUGGUUCCCCGACAUGAUCAAGUACAUCCAGAAGCAGGAGUACGAGUCACGCACUAAAGUGUUCACUAAGGAGCGAGUGGAGCACAUCACAUUUAACUUCACCCUGGAAAACCAGGUGCACCGCCAAGGAUACUACUUCAAUGACAAGUUCCUCAACCUGAAGAUGAAGUCGAUGGUGUUUGAGGACUCGGUGUUUGAGGAGUGCUACUUUGAAGACAUCACAUCCACCCACACCUUCUUCAGAAACUGCACCUUCAUCGCCAGCUUGUUUUAUAACACAGACUUGUUCAAAUACAGACUUAUCAACUGUAAACUGGUGAACAGCACAUUUCUCCACAACAAGGAGGGCUGCAUGCUGGACUUCAGUGACGACUUCAACAAUGCCUACAUGAUCUAUUUUGUCAGCUUCCUCGGGACACUGGCAGUGCUGCCAGGCAACAUUGUGUCAGCUCUGCUAAUGGAUAAAAUUGGCCGUUUACGGAUGCUGGCUGGAUCCAGUGUCAUAUCUUGUGUCAGCUGCUUCUUCCUGAUGUUUGGCAACACUGAGUCAGGAAUGAUCGCCCUCUUGUGUCUGUUUGGUGGAAUCAGCAUCGCUUCAUGGAAUGCCUUGGAUGUGAUAACCGUGGAGCUUUACCCCUCAGAUAAAAGAACCACAGCUUUUGGAUUCCUGAAUGCCCUCUGUAAGGUGGCGGCCGUCUUGGGCAUCAGCAUCUUCCAGUCUUUCGUUGGCAUCACAAAGGCUGUCCCCAUAAUUUUUGCUGCCAGCGCACUCGCUGUCGGUAGCUUUCUCGCUACAAAGUUGCCUGAAACACGAGGCCAGGUGUUACAGUAAAAUAAAUGUUCAUCAGUAGGCAGCGGAAAACAGCUGGAGUGUGCGCAUGACAACUGGAACACAAACGUCCCCAAGAGCCUCAGCGCUGCCUGUCAAACACCACGAGGACAGAGUGCCACUCCUAUUGUAAGCCCAGAAUCCUCUGAAACAUGGAUUAAGUCUUUACACAAGUCAUGACAACACAACUACAGCGUAGUAGUGACCAGAAUAUAACACUUUAUUCCAGCUACCCUCUCAGGUACAAUAAAACAUCAGACCUGUUAUUUAACAUGCGCGUUACCGGAGUAACACAACCACACCUGUUUUGAAGGUGUAUUACACACAGAAAUGUGGUACAGUUAUCAUAAAAUGUUAAUUUCUGGGAACACCGGUUUGAGGGAUUCUUAGAAUUCUCCCAGUGACUCACAGGUUUAUUGCCACAAACAACAGUGAAAUGUCAAAGUGGUUACACAAAGAGAUAAGACUUAAAAGAAGCCAUUUCUGGGGGAACAGUGUGAAAAAGUUUUUAGUCUUUGUUUGUAGUCGUUAAAAAAAAAAAAAUAAUAAUUGAAUGCAGUGUUUCUUUUUGUCUAUCAGUCUGUGACUUUUAAUUACAUGGUCACUCCUGUUAUUGUCAGUCUGACUUUAACCCAC